UACUUUUUAUUUGUUGUCGCCUUCCGCAGCUGAUCUUAACUUUAUGUUAUGUCUUUUCCAGUCCCACAGCAAAUUGCCCUCCAUUUUGUUAGCCAAUUACAUUAUUUUUAGCUCAAGAGGAAAAAAUCAAAUAAAAUCUGAUUAGCUUUGCGUCAUGGUCGUAGGUUCAUUUAGGUUCCCGUUCAACUAACACAAUUCGUGUUUUUUCUUUUCCACGAGUAUUUGUCUGUUUUUGCUCUUCUCAUUCGCCUUUGUGUUGGUGGCUAUUAAUAAAAAGGAAUUAACGGCAAAAACCGGACCCACACAAAGUGCCUGCGAUCCCAAUGAGGCACAUGACCAUAAACAACGGGCCACCACAUACAUACAUAGGUUAAUGGCAUGGGUUUUAGAGGCAACCGACAAAGCGACGCGACAUUCGCGACCACUCCCCCUCCGCCCACGCUGCAGCUUGCGGAUAGGCCGCUGCAUAAAAGACCAAAUCGCAUUUGGUGCGCUAAUGAACCGCAGCGGAUCUGACCAGCAGCAAAAACCAGAACCAGAACUGGACCAGACGCGGAGUCGACAGCGGCGGCUUCGGCUGGUUCAACUACCUUUUGCCGCAUAUUCAAAACCAGCCAACUGGGCGUAUGCGUACUCAGCAACUUUAAAGAUAUUCGUAUUAAGGUUUGAUAAAAGGCAGAAGAGAUAUAAAAUGGCAAAUAAACAGAUGCGGAUCCAUUUUUUUGAACAGCCAAAUCUGCCAUGGACACGAAAAUAUUUAAUAUCGUUGGUACCUGGAUAAAUUUGGUUUUUUAUACCAUCGAUAUGCAUUUAACAAAAUCUCAUUCUGAAUUAUGACCAAAAUGUCAACAUGCUUAGUAUUCGUUCUGUCAAUUUUAAAGACAUAAAAUACCUAAUUCAGUAUCGUUGGUACCUAGAUGACAUAUAUCAUUGGUUAAUCCAUACAA
Drosophila novamexicana is the source of this 947-nucleotide messenger RNA. RefSeq lists its product as uncharacterized. NCBI's taxonomy places the organism in Eukaryota, Metazoa, Arthropoda, Insecta, Diptera, Drosophilidae. The record is from RefSeq and is a predicted model, not a curated record. The transcript has 4 exons. The coding region runs from base 374 to 781 and encodes 135 amino acids.